CACCCUACGCGCGUGGGGUGGACUCCUGGGGUGGACUUUUAUUCAGCGCGUAUUUUGUAGCCUGUUCAACUUGACGUUUUGAUUCGUUACUAUCUCAAUGUCACAGAUACACAGAAUGUGAGGUGAUCAUCUUAAAGAGAAACGUCUCAGCUUUCACCUGGUGUAAAGUUUAUCUUUGUACUCAAAAUAUAGCUCGCUCAGUGUGCAAUAGAAGUUGACAAUACAAUAACCACGUCUGCGACCGGUCGUCAGAUACCGGAGUGUUGCACAAAAUUGGGUCCCUAAAUUAAAAUUCUAUGACACAGUUACCAUGCAGAAAUGUCUAGGGAAACAUUUGGUGAAAGUUUCAACUCUCUACUAUAAAAAUAGCGAUAGUUAUUGAAGAUAAACCGUGAGAAACUCCCUCUUGUCGAGAUCAACGCUCUAGGAACCUCCCUUCUGUACCACGUGACAACGAUUUGAGCGUCACGUGGCCGUCACGUGACAAAAGUGCGCGCAUCGGAUGGAGCAGUCUCGUGGGAAAUCCUGAUUGCCUGAUCGAUCUCGUGGGAAAUCCUGAUUGCUACGGAAAGGGCUGACAACCACAGUUAUUUCCCUUCCUCAAUUUUCCAGUUCACUUGCUCAGUGCUGUCAGUUGUUUUUUGUUUGCCCUGCUAUAUAAACUUCACUCCGUCAUAAUCCCCUACUCUCCUAUCCAAUGAACUGUUUCUGUUACAGCUGCCAUUCUGUUGACUGGACCCUAACUUAGUCUUAUCAUUUUCACUUGAUAACUUUAUCCGUGUGCACUUUCUCGAAACUCAACUUAUCUUUGUCAAGACUCAGCUAAUCUCAGAACUAAAUGUUGCCUUAACAGACUUACUUGUCACUGCACUGGGCCCUCCUUUAAAUGCAAAUAUCAUAUGAGCAGCUGAUCGAUUUAUUGCUUGAACUGUGCAUCCUUUUUAAAAAUAAAUAAGGUCAAUUUUACUAUCGUGAAACUUAGUCACUGAAGACAACGCAAUCUGGCUGUGCCGGUUCCCCUCUGCCUAGAUCACUUAGAAUAUCCAUAGUUAGCAAUACUUUUAUCGUUUAAUGCAGCGAUAUAGCCAGUUAUCAAUGCUACAUAGUAGAUUUUAGCCUGUUCCAAUCAUCCUUAUAUCGCGUUAAUGGAAUUUAUGAAAUUGCCUACCGUUCAAAUCGCUCUCUGUUGUUAGCACCACACUGAUUAACUACGAUGUUCCAAUUUUUUAGAAUUAUGUCCGACAUAAUUCUAAUUUUUGCUGUUACAGCAGAUAGUUAUGGUGUAAUGGCACGCAGGAAUAAGUCAUCCCUGUCCUCCAAAAAGCCCAUGAAAAGGUAUUUGGUAAGCUAUGUCUUUUCCAAUAUCAAAUCCAAUGUAUCACAAUCUGUGGACUUUCUACUCAAAAACUAGAUUGAUUAAUUGAUAAUUCAUUGCUGAUUGUUCACGCGCCCUGUAUGGAAGUAUAUAAAUGGUAAUCCGCAUACUCCAGGAAGAAUUGAAGCAAUCUCAAAAGAAAAGAAGGGAAUCUGGAUCCUUCGUCGGAUCGUCAAAGAGCUUAGAGGGGAGCUCUACGCUUCACUGGCCAUGCAAAGCAGGGAGAGUGACGGAGGCGGAGGCACUGCUGGCUGCUGGAACGGACAUUAACAAGCUGGACAGAACGCAGUUUAACCCUUUCAUGGACGCGAUCAACUCAGGACAGGUCGACUGUGCUAGAUGGCUGCUGAGGCAAGACGGUUUAAAGCUUCAGACCGAGAUAUGGUCGUUUUGUAGGGAGAGGGUGCUAGAGUCAUUGCUAACAGCUUAACAGAAGGUAGGGAGAGCGAUCCAUGGCUGUCCCGAUAGACCCACUCAGACUCCUGCCGGAAGAUACUCCUCCGGUUGAUCCAGAUGAGACAGUUCUAGCAGAUGAUCAGUUACAGACUGAAGAACAUAUCCCACAGAUCAAUGCGUCAACAUCUGCAAAUGAAGCUGAUAUCAGAAUCGACAUGAUGAUGGUACUACACGAGAUGCUCAUGGAAAAGGUCUCCGUUUGCUUUCCUCCUCCCACGAGCAGUACAAAGUGUGGGUUCAACUUUAAUCUGAUAGAAGAUAUCGUAUGCGGAACCCAAGCCCGGCCAUGUCUGUACAUAAUAACGAAAGAAACCGGUUAUGCUGCGAGGGCGUUUACCUCGAUAGAUGUUGAAAAUGCCCACAGCAUUAUAAAUCAUUUGGACCGCCGAGGGGUCCAAAACUCCUCAAUCGAAGAGCUUAGUAGACAUGCCAGCAACCUACAGAGACUUCAAAUUCUCAGGAAACCUCUCUAGGACGGAAGCUUUAUACUCCGACAUCCACAAUUUACCACGCCCCUGAGAUCGACAAAGGUCUUUCUGAUAGAUUGACUUCCAGCCAAUUCGAUCUAUCGAAGCCGAGUGGGAAGAACAAAGAACUGAAACCCCAUGGUCGCAACGAUGCUCCUCGCGGACAAGGGAGAGUUAGGGCCAUCGGUGGUCACAAGACUGGAUAAUAUUUAUUUUUUAAGCGUUGAGGUUGUCACGAAAGCGUACUGUAACGGGACUAUCAGAUUUGAGUGAUUUGAUUUUGUGAUUUGCAGUUCACGUGAUUUUAUUGUGAUUUUAGACUGUAAAAACUAUAAAGGUUCAAGUUGAACUAUCGUCGCCAUGAUUAUGUAUUUUGGAACUGUUCACGUUGAAAUUGCUUCGUUAA
This is a messenger RNA of Bolinopsis microptera, 2704 nucleotides long. RefSeq lists its product as uncharacterized. The coding region runs from base 1828 to 2304 and encodes 158 amino acids. The transcript is spliced from 6 exons. The record is from RefSeq and is a predicted model, not a curated record. NCBI's taxonomy places the organism in Eukaryota, Metazoa, Ctenophora, Tentaculata, Lobata, Bolinopsidae.